Molecule: messenger RNA, 3172 nt
Organism: Pomacea canaliculata
Lineage: Eukaryota; Metazoa; Mollusca; Gastropoda; Architaenioglossa; Ampullariidae
Product: dual serine/threonine and tyrosine protein kinase-like
Biological process (GO): protein phosphorylation
Molecular function (GO): ATP binding; protein kinase activity
Source: RefSeq, a predicted model, not a curated record
UGUCAGGACAACUCGCGUUGAACACUACAGCCUGUGGAGUCUUAAGAGGUGUAAAGGACUAGCGUACUUCGACUUUGGAUGUGGCUGUUUUCGUCGUACAUGAAGUAUGAGACUGUUAUCUGUCGUUAACAAAUUAGAUCAUGACGGUCAACCUCACAAGCGACAUACACAAAUUCUGGAGCUAUUCUCAGCGACUGCGUCAGAUAUUUGAGGAUACUAAAAAAUGUUUCGAUGACAUAAACGCGUCGGGCAACUUUGAUGGAACCCAGAUUGUUCAUGCUGAGCUGUUGAAAGAAGAAGAAGCAGAGAUUGAACAAAUAAUCACAAGUCCACCUACAAUUGUGGUUUUCGGUCAGACACCAUAUGCACGAUAUCGUAUUGUGAAUGAACUAUUUAGCAAAAAUGUCUUGCCAUCCUUGGAAAAUGAAGAUGAGGUGGGUCGUCUGCGGUUGGUGCGCUUCAAGCAUGGUGAAACUCCUACAGUUUCUCUGACCUUACCAGAAGACUUUGAUCUUGUUGAAACUUUGGAAGCAGACUGUGGCCCUUGGCACACUGUUCCCCACAAAGACCUACUGGUGGCAGACACUGAGCAGAGUCAGAAUGUAGACACUGCAUUGGGUGUGGCAUACCUUGAGGUUACGCAGAACCAUCCGCUGCUGCGGUGUGGCACCAGUGUUGUCGUGGCACCAUCAAUGCCCAAUGGACUUACGGAAGAAGUAGUCAGAAAAUGUGUAGAGCAUACACCUGCCAUUCUUAUUUAUGGUUUUUCUUGUGACCAACUUCUUGACAGGGAUGUGCAGAACUUGGGGGAGAUUGGAAAAGUUACUGCUUUCCAAUCUGUCUGCUUUGUCCGUGUGCCACCACCAGGGUCCAACACAGUUGACACUGACCCUCCAGAUGGUGCCCCAGAAAUCUUAGCUAUCACACCUGGAAUCUGUGGAGAGGGCGCACAAAGACCAGCAAAAAGUGUGGAUGCUGCACAGUCCAGGGUAUCAGCUGUGGGCGUCAACAGCAGCUCCUCAGUUUCUGUGUCAUUUUCCAAGGCCACUGACGUUCAUCCAACACAAGAUCUCUGUCAGCAGCUCCGGCGCCUUGGUUUCCUGCCAGGAUCGGAGGAUGAGGCAGAACUUCGCAAAGUUCUGGCCCAGGAUUAUUUCACUGUGGAGAGUGUGUUUGUGGCCCGUUUCAAUGAGUUUCAUGUGACUUUCUCUAGAUUCACACGCCAAAACUUUCAGAGCUACCUAGUGAAUGCUGCUACUGUUCUUAAUAAUUCACACACUCGUUGUCUAAAAAUGUUUAUUCUAUCUGCAUUUGAUAUGGCAAGGGACAUGCUGAUCACGCCCAAGAAGCUAGAGUUUGCACGAGAGAAAGAGGAUGAGUUGUACAAAUCCCUGCUGUCUAUUGCCGUGUCCAAAAUUGAUGAAAUUCGAUUGAUUAUCUCAGAGACCAUUCUUGACAUUUCAGAAGACCUGAAAGAUGCAGCCUCAAAAUAUGACUUUGGGCCUUUAGGUGUGCAGUUUGAUGAAGGCAAGAUAACUUCUCGAGAUUUGAAACUUUGCACAACGUUGAUCCGAGAAAUGGUUCUCAUGCGAUUGAACAGUAGCAUUGCAGGCAAGCUUGUGAGUUCUGUGAACAUUCUAAGGGAUUCAUACACUGGUACUCUAACCAGAUGUUUGGAAAGUUUAGAAGGAUCAACACAUGACAGUCUAGAAGACUCUAAGACCACUGAUGCAUUGAAACAGAUCUUAAAUGCUGCUUACCAAGUUGAGAUCACUGUCCGUUCCAGUUCAUCCUUCCUCAAAUCCCUUUUAGAGAAAAUGAAACAGCUAAUGCAAUCCAUGCCCUGGAAGAGUCCCCCCAUGGUAGACAGUGAAUGGAAAAGGAGGGUUGCAGCUGAAAUGCUCAACAGUCUUAGUGAAGCAAGACUUGCUAAAAGCAUUGCCAGUCAGAUCAGAGAAAGACUGAAUCGUUCCCAUGAAGCUUUUGCUGCAGCAUUAAAGCAGCUUGAAGCACGACACACUGGGAGGUUAGACCGCAUUGAAGAGCAGAGGCUGAAGAUGCGGAAGGUGCACGCCCCCAGAGUUGCAAAACUUGCAUUGGAAUCAACAUCUUUGCGAGAUACCAUUUUAUAUGGUAUGCCACAAAUGGGCCGGGAGAUUGGACGAGGUCAGUAUGGAGUGGUGUAUUCUUGUGAUAAGUGGUCUACAUAUUCUCCGGUGGCUAUCAAGUCAGUGGUUCCACCAGAUGAAAAACAUUGGAAUGAUCUUGCAUUGGAGUUCUUUUACACCAAGAACAUACCAGAGCAUAAGCGGAUUGUGGCACUCCGAGGAUCAGUGAUUGACUAUAUGUAUGGAGGGGGCAUCUCUCCUGCUGUGCUUCUCAUAAUGGAUAGAUUGCAGAAGGAUCUUUACACAGCCAUCAAAAUGGGUCUGGACUGGUAUAACAGAUUGCAAGUGGCAAUUGAUGUGGUAGAUGGACUUCGAUUUCUGCAUAGUCAGGGACUAGUGCAUCGUGAUGUCAAGCUGAAAAAUGUGCUGCUGGACAAAGACAAUCGAGGCAAGAUUACAGUGGGAUUCUGCAAGCCAGAAGCCAUGAUGAGCGGCAGCAUUGUAGGAACACCCAUCCACAUGGCACCAGAGCUGUUCACCGGCCGCUAUGACAACAGUGUUGAUGUGUAUGCAUUUGGUAUCCUGUUCUGGUAUGUGUGUUCAGGCCAUGUGCAUCUGCCAUCAGCCUUUGAGCAGUGUGCCAAUAAAGAUCAGCUCUGGCAGUCAGUAAAGAAAGGGUUGCGACCGGAAAAGUUGCCUGUCUUCAGUGAACCAUGCUGGCAGCUGAUGCAGAACUGCUGAGGUGAGCCAGCAAGACGACCAUACUUUGGAGAUGUUGAAGCACAGCUCCAGAGCAUCCUGGAAAAGACCAAAAGGAAAGGGAGCGAUAAUGGUAAUGGGGGAAAUACUGCUGCUACUGGCAAGGGAAAGAACUCACGGACCUCACCAUCCAGGAACAUUUCUCAUCGGCACAACAACAGAUAAUGCACAACUCCUCCUUGUCACCAGUGUUCUUGUCAACAGAAUUUGCAGACUCAUAGAGAAUUCAUUAAAGUCAUGGCAACCACUUCUUAGUAACUGUUUCAGUAUAUUUACAGCAUUAAGCAUCUGUAUCUAAUUAACAA